Tupaia belangeri chinensis (Chinese tree shrew) is the source of this 785-nucleotide messenger RNA. It is a transcript of the gene DLEU7, whose product is annotated as deleted in lymphocytic leukemia 7. The coding region runs from base 1 to 648 and encodes 215 amino acids. Lineage: Eukaryota; Metazoa; Chordata; Mammalia; Scandentia; Tupaiidae. The transcript is spliced from 3 exons. The record is from RefSeq and is a predicted model, not a curated record.
AUGGUGCCCUCCAUCAGCCACCAAAUGGUGGCUCUGCAGACCCUGCAGCUGCUGCAGCAAGAGUGGGGUUGGGAAGAUGGUCCCGGCGCCCCAAGGAGCCCGAGCGACCCGGACCACGUGUCUGCUGCCCCAGCCCACCGUUCAGGCCCGAUGCGGACCAGACCCGGGCCAGAACGUGAGGAGGGCGGCGGGGGCGUGGGGACCAGGAAUAGGGAGUCCAGGAAGCGGGCGAGCUCUCCUGAGGUAGAAGUGAUGCGAGGCGCGGAGGGGGGCGCGGAGCUGCUGCCCUUCCCCCGGGACCGCGGGCCCUGCACCCUGGCUCGAAUGGCAAUGCGAAGCGCUCUGGCCCGCGUGGUGGACUCGACCUCGGAGCUGGUCAGCGUGGAGCAGACUCUGCUGGGACCUCUCCAGCAGGAACGGUCCUUUCCCAUUCACCUGAAGGAUAGUGUUGAGUUUAGAAACAUCUGCAGUCAUUUGGCUCUACAAAUUGAAGGACAGCAGUUUGACAGAGAUUUGAAUGCUGCUCACCAGUGUUUGAAGACAAUUGUCAAGAAGCUGAUUCAGUCACUUGCAAAUCUUCCUUCAGAUGCCCAUGUGGUAGCCUGUGCUUCCUUGAGACAGAUCUUACAGAAUCUCCCAGACAUUUGAGAGUUCAGGAUGUCUGGAUUGAAACCACAGCUAGCACUGUUAAGACAACAGGAUACCUUAUCUUUCUAACUGAACCGGUAGACAAUGGAUGUUUUUAUUCCUGAUGAGAAGAGACUUUGAUACCACAUGCAGCAAUU